AUGGCUGCCUUUUUCAAUCGUAAUAAAAUCAAAAAUGAUUUACUUUUGAUGAUUCUGAAUUCAAAACGGUUGUUUAAAGAACACCUCAACGUUCUUGAAGAAUAUAUUUUGGACAAUUAUUUCGAUUCGCUAGAAAAAUUGGUAGCAGAAGAAGAAUUAGUUUCUAAAGGAAUAAUGAAAAAGCAAUUUCAACCUGUUUUGAGACAGUUACGCGAACGAUUGGAGCCAAUCGAACGAUCUUUCAAAUUGCGCGAGAAGCAAGCAUUGAAAAUGAAAGGAAUUGAAAUCCCUGAUGAACCGGAAGAAGACAGUGAGAAAAAGGAACCUCUCGGUCCAGAAACAUCAGACAGUGAAGAAGAAGCUUCAGCUGUUGCCACGAAGAAAAAGCUAAACCAAAAUCGAUAUAAUGCAUCCCGCAGUUUUCUAGCAAACAAGGAACAAAUCAAUUUGUUUCAAAAUAUUCCUUUAGAAACGCCAAUGUCCGAGAGUAUUUUAGAGUAG
Messenger RNA from Anopheles nili, 501 nucleotides. RefSeq lists its product as uncharacterized. Lineage: Eukaryota; Metazoa; Arthropoda; Insecta; Diptera; Culicidae. The record is from RefSeq and is a predicted model, not a curated record. The coding region runs from base 1 to 501 and encodes 166 amino acids. The transcript has 2 exons.